GUUCCUGUGGAUCUUGUAAUUGAUCAUUCUGUUCAAGUUGAUGUAGCAAGGUCUGAAAACGCAAUACAGGCUAAUAUGGAGCUUGAAUUUCAUAGGAAUAAAGAGAGAUUCGCUUUCCUUAAAUGGGGAUCGUCUGCUUUUCAUAACAUGCUUGUUGUUCCUCCUGGUUCGGGAAUUGUACAUCAGGUUAACCUAGAAUACCUUGGGAGGGUUGUUUUUAAUACGGACGGCCUUCUCUACCCCGACAGUGUGGUUGGUACCGAUUCCCACACAACAAUGAUUGAUGGGUUAGGAGUUGCUGGAUGGGGAGUUGGAGGAAUAGAAGCAGAGGCAGCAAUGCUUGGUCAGCCCAUGAGCAUGGUGUUACCUGGUGUUGUUGGGUUCAAGUUGACUGGAAAACUGCGGGAUGGUGUCACAGCUACUGACUUGGUAUUAACUGUGACUCAAAUGUUGAGGAAGCAUGGUGUUGUCGGCAAGUUUGUUGAGUUUUAUGGUGAGGGUAUGGGUGAACUAUCAUUAGCUGAUAGGGCAACUAUUGCGAACAUGUCGCCUGAAUAUGGAGCAACCAUGGGUUUCUUUCCUGUGGAUCAUGUCACUUUGGAGUAUCUUAAGUUAACCGGAAGAAGUGAUGAAACAGUGGCAAUGAUAGAAGCAUACCUACGCGCAAACAGAAUGUUUGUUGAUUACAAUGAGCCUGAUGAGGAAAGAGUAUACACGUCCUACUUGCAGUUGGACCUAUCAGAUGUUGAACCCUGUGUUUCGGGACCCAAGCGUCCCCAUGAUCGAGUUCCUUUGAAAGAUAUGAAGGCGGAUUGGCAUGCAUGUCUUGAUAACAGAGUUGGAUUCAAGGUUUAG
Molecule: messenger RNA, 855 nt
Organism: Morus notabilis
Lineage: Eukaryota; Viridiplantae; Streptophyta; Magnoliopsida; Rosales; Moraceae
Product: aconitate hydratase, cytoplasmic
Exons: 7
Biological process (GO): citrate metabolic process; tricarboxylic acid cycle
Cellular component (GO): mitochondrion; cytosol
Molecular function (GO): 4 iron, 4 sulfur cluster binding; aconitate hydratase activity
Source: RefSeq, a predicted model, not a curated record